Podospora pseudocomata is the source of this 231-nucleotide messenger RNA. RefSeq lists its product as uncharacterized. The coding region runs from base 1 to 231 and encodes 76 amino acids. Lineage: Eukaryota; Fungi; Ascomycota; Sordariomycetes; Sordariales; Podosporaceae. The transcript is spliced from 2 exons. The record is from RefSeq and is a predicted model, not a curated record.
AUGGCCGGUCUGCGGCGAGCCGAGGAUUUCUGGUGGAAAAUCUGGAAGGCCGCCGAGCCUGUCAGGGAACCCGGCAACUUGUGCGACCCUGGUCUUCAGAUGCUGCACCUGCAACAUUAUGGGGCGAUAUCAGUAUCAAACUGCUUGGAUGUUCAUGCUUGGCCUGCUGAGAAUGUCCUCCAUGUGUGCGACAGCAGCCACAACGACGACGACGACGACGGCACAUUGUAG